Messenger RNA from Salvelinus fontinalis (brook trout), 3180 nucleotides. RefSeq names its product transmembrane protein 200A-like. Bases 890 to 2245 code for a protein of 451 amino acids. The record is from RefSeq and is a predicted model, not a curated record. The transcript is spliced from 2 exons. Lineage: Eukaryota; Metazoa; Chordata; Actinopteri; Salmoniformes; Salmonidae.
GUAGAAACAUUCAAAAGUAGGCUAUCAUCACUCAACCGGUUGUAGACAGAUUAUUGUUACAGUGUUGCGGAAUCUUUGGAGGAGAGCGCCAACUUCAGACAAUUGUCGUUGAAUGUAGACUUUUCUGGUAGGUCAGAAGAGAAAGAUUUUAUUUUGACACCGUGCACCUACUGAAGUUCAAGACAAUCAGUGAAGCUGUCACUGUCUGGUUUCCCUUCACCUAUUAGCCUAUUUCAACGGUAUGAUAUUUGGGAGAUUUGAUCUGUAUUUAGAGGAAAUAAAAUAAGAUGACAUUUUCUCCGCAAACCCUGACCAAUGCACAAUGAGACUGGGCAAUGUACUGAAGGAAUGUAGCAACGCUCCGUCGUUUUCUCCCCCGUAGCCUGCUAUGACGCGACCGACAUUAAAGCGUUAUUUGCGAGGGGGUUUGGAUAUCUGUAACAUUAUCCCAAUAUGGGUCUUCAAGGUAUAUUGUACUCAAUUCAUUAUGCAGUUAAUUGAUAAAGUAGUCGAGUAUGAUAUAGUUAAUUUGGAGUGCGCAUAAUAGCGUUUCGCACGCAAUAUUUGUAAGCUAAUCAGUGCAGAUAAAAAAAAUGAAUAUAAUAACGGAAAGAUAUUGCAAGCACGACGCAUGGAUCUACUCCUACAUAAUAUGUGGGACCUCUUUUGCAUAGUCAAUGAGCUUGGUAAUUAUCUAAAUCAUUAUUUGCCGUGCGUCAUACAUGCCUAGGAACAGGGUUCAGUAGAAGAAUAUUGCCCUGAGUGUUUUUUGUCGAUUACCAAGAGAGGAAUUAAGAGAAACAGUAAAAACGCAGAAACUGUCACGUGACUUACAUUUUGAGAGUGGACUGUCAAAGUGUUCCGAUAGGGCGCUGGACCGAGUCGCACCAUGAAGACCCAGAAGGCCGGGGCCCCCGGGGGCCCAACGCCAAGCUCUCCUUCCCCACGCCAACGGAUGUCUGGUUUCAGCCUGCGGGGCCGGAAGAAGAAGGAGGGCCUGAUCCAAGGCAAGCUGCGGAUCCGCUCUGUGCCAGGAGCCUUCCUAGUGCUGGGGGUCAUCGUGGUGGUGGUGGGCACGGCCCUGGCAGUGGCUGGGUACUGGCCCUACCGGACCCACCGAUCAUCACAGCUCCUUGGACUUGGACAACAAGGCUCUGGUUCUGUGGACAGAGCAGCAGGAGGUAGAGGUAAGGGUGUCUCUGAGCCCCAGUCAUCCGGUUGGAGCCUGGGUGCUAAGAGCCUCCUGACCUCGACCAGUCUGAUCCACAGUGAGCGGAUGAAGCUCCUGGGACCAGUCAUCAUGGGCGUGGGGCUGUUCAUCCUCAUCUGUGCCAACACGGUGCUGUACGAGAACCGCGACAGAGAGACCCAGAUGCUGCUGGCCCAGAUGCAGAGCGUCAUCUGUUCGGUGUCGGCGGCCGUGCCCUCGGCCGACCUCUCAGACAUGGCAGCAGCCAACUCCAUGGCCAGACACUACCAGUGGGUGAGCAGUCUGCCUGCCACUCACCUUAACAUCCUCUGUCUGCAGCAGCUAGCCAGCUCAGAGCCCCUGCUGCAGACGACCAGAGACAGGAGGGAGGAGGAGGAGAGGGCUGACUAUACGUACCUGCAGGCCACCGUACAGACGGAGGCUCUACACCACCAGGAGUCAGCCUCCACCCCUUCUCUCCACUCCUCCCAUUCCAACUCCUGCAACUCCAGCAAGACGGACUUCAACACGCGGUGGGGCGGUGGUGGUGGUGAGCCAGGCGUAGGGGGCUCCAGCCCAGACCCCCAGCCCGCUCACCUCUUUAAGCUCCACAACUGUCUGGUGUCAGCCAGCUCCAUGUCCACUCUGGGAGGGGACGACUGGUCGGAGGUCACAGCCAUGCUGCCCAGGCGCUCCUACAGUCUUAGCUACAGGACUAACCCCGGCCCUCACUGGCCCCAGACUGUAAUACGUCUACAGGAAGGGGCCAUGCGACCUGGGGGACCUGGGGCAGACCCACAGAUAGUGCAGCCCAAGCCCACGCGGAGGGAGCGCAGCUUGGACGUGUGUGUGAACAUGUUUAGAUGCGUGGAGACCCCGGAGCUCACUCCUGUAGAGGAGCAGAAGCACGGCAGCUGGCCCAGGUUAGACCUGGGCUGUGCCCGCAGGUACCUGAAGCUGGACAAUAAGGAGGACUCGGUGGACAGACUGCUAGACCAGUUGGAGCAGCAGUGUUCUCAGUGGGAUAAGAGUUUCGGCUCAGGGCCUUUUCAAUGAGACCCGGUAAGGGCCCCAUAUCUGAAUAGGGCCCCACAUCAGGGUCCUCUGUUUUUUAAAAGCAGCUUAUAAAGAAAGAUCCUCAUGGAUGCUGAUAUAUCCACUACCAGGAGCUUUUUGUUGGAUCAUAAUUGUGCACUGUUGACUCCUGAAACCGAGAAGGGAGGCUAUAACAGAAACCCUUCUAUGUACGACACUGAAUUCCUCUCUACAUUGUCGAGCAGCUUCCAAUCUGAAGAUACAAACCUUUAGAAACCUUGUUUCUCGGACUUCCCGUGGCAUGGAUAUAUAAACACAAGUGUUGGAGGACUGCAGACGAAUUGGAUCCGUUUGGCAGACAUUCUGUUUUAAGAGGGGAACAAUACUCCAUACUGUCAAAGAUGAGUUGGAGACAUUUCCCAGUCUGUUUACUGGGUGGCAGUAUUAGGCUUGGCACUUGGCAACACUGAAGGAAUCAAUGUGUCUUUCAUUGCCAAAGCGUUGCUUGUUUCCAGGACACAGCAAGCACAUCCGAAUGUGGGGAGGUGGAAAACCCAUUCUAAUGAGGGACUGUCUUCACUGUGUAAUCUAUUUAAAAACCAAACCACUCGAAUCUGGCGGCGAGCCUCAGAUGUGCUUCUGAUAACAGCUAGUAAAAUAAAACACAUGUUCCAUAGACCAAAACAAGUGCAUGAUGAUAGAGAUGUCAUGUGUAAUCUACAUGUACGUAGUUAUACAGAAUAAUGCUUUAAUUGGCUGUGGAUCAGAUAAACACAUAGUUAAUGAUAGGUUGGUAACACUUUAUUUGAAGGUUACCUACAUAAAGACUUCAUUGCACAUUCAUAAACAGUACAUAAGCAUUGAUUAAGUAUUAUGUAGUGCUUGUUAAUGGGUUAUGUAGGGCUUAUGAAUGGGUUAUGUAGGGCUUAUGAAUGGGUAAUAAAUCCCUUCACGUA